UGUUUUGUCACACUACCUUGUGUCACGCGCGCAAAUGGCACGUCCAGACAGUAUAUAUGCUUCUGGAAAUUAGCGUUUGUUCACCACCCGAAAAUGUUUUCCUUAGCUGAAACCUUUUCAUUCCUCGACAAUCCCAAUAUCAAUUGGAAGAAUGUCAUCUUGGGCUUCACCAUCGGCCAAGCGGUGUUCGAGAACUACCUUGCCUACCGCCAGUACCAAGUGUUGAAGAGAAAGACUCCUCCUGUGUCGUUGAAGGCCGAAGUCACCCAGGAGACCUUCGACAAGUCCCAGGACUACUCCCGUGCCAAGGCCAGAUUCGGGUUCGUUACUGACAUCUACAAUGUUUUGCAAUUGGUUGCCACCGUCAAGUAUGACGUGUUGCCCAAGCUCUGGACCGUGGCAGGCUCGUUGGUCCAAAAGGCCAGCCCCAUCCUCCCAUCGUUCUUAGGCGGUAUCAUCACUCAAUCCUUGUUUUUCGUUGGUGUCCAAGAAGUUAUUUCCGUUGUGUUGUCCUUGCCCGUGUCCUACUACUCCAACUUCGUGUUGGAAGAGAAAUACGGCUUCAACAAGUUGACGCUUGGUUUGUGGAUCAGCGACAAGCUCAAGAGCUUUGCAUUGAGUGUCGUGCUUGGCUACCCCAUCCUUGGACUUGCCUUAAGAAUCUUUGACUUCACCGGCGACUCGUUCAUUGCCUACAUCAUGAUCCUUGUUCUUGCCGUCCAGUUGACUUUCAUGACUAUCUACCCGCUUUUUAUCCAGCCUUUGUUCAACAAGUUCACUCCUUUGCAAGAAGGUGAAUUGAAGACUGCCAUCGAAAACUUCGCUGCUAAAGAAAAGUUCCCAUUGUCCAAGUUGUACGUGAUUGAUGGUUCCAAGAGAUCAUCACACUCUAAUGCCUACUUCACUGGAUUGCCUUGGAGUAAGCAGAUCGUCUUAUAUGACACUUUGAUCGACCACUCCACCACAGAAGAGACUGUUGCCGUCAUUGCCCACGAAAUUGGCCACUGGAAGUUGUCCCACUUGGCCAAGAUGUUGGUGUUUGCUCAAGCACAAAUCUUCACCUCCUUUUCAUUGUUUUCUGCCUUUAUCCGUAACAGAUCCCUUUACAACUCAUUCGGUUUCACUACUGUCCAACCCACCUACAUCGGAUUCCUUUUGUUCGGCCAUAUUUCCACCCCUAUCAACCUUGGUAUCCAGUUCCUUUUCAAUUUGUUAUCCAGAAAGCACGAAUACGAAGCUGAUGAAUAUGCCAAGUCGCGUGGUUUUGCUGAACCAUUGGCCAAGGGUUUGAUCAAGUUGUUGAGUGAGAACUUAUCUUCGAUGGACGCUGACGGGUUAUACUCUGCUUACCACCACUCGCACCCAAUUCUUCCUGAAAGAUUAAAUGCCAUUGGAUACAUUUCCAAGGAGAAGAUUGCUGAUAUCAAACCUUUCAAGAAUGAUUAAAUAUAUUAUUAAAUACGAUAAGUUUUCAAUCGAUUGAUUAUUUUAGAUACUUGUAAUCCACCAUGAAG
Messenger RNA from Suhomyces tanzawaensis NRRL Y-17324, 1514 nucleotides. It is a transcript of the gene STE24, whose product is annotated as zinc metalloprotease. The record is from RefSeq and is a predicted model, not a curated record. NCBI's taxonomy places the organism in Eukaryota, Fungi, Ascomycota, Pichiomycetes, Serinales, Debaryomycetaceae. The transcript is spliced from 2 exons. Bases 94 to 1446 code for a protein of 450 amino acids. Gene Ontology annotation, biological process: CAAX-box protein processing. Gene Ontology annotation, cellular component: endoplasmic reticulum membrane. Gene Ontology annotation, molecular function: metalloendopeptidase activity.